AUUGACAUCAGAAAGAAUCAUGGCGGAACUAGACAUUGGGAAACAUUGUAACAUAAAGUCCUGCAAUCAAACAGAUUUUCUACCAUUCAUUUGUAAGGCCUGCAGUGGUGUUUUCUGCCUUGAACACAGAAGUCGAGAUUCGCAUGCUUGUCCUGUGGUGGAUGUUGAAAAAGAAGUACAUGUGUCUGGCGGCAGUACAAGUUACCCAUGCACAUUUGAGGACUGCAAAGGAAAAGAACUGCUGCCGGUCAUAUGUCCACACUGCAAGAAACAUUUCUGUUUGGCCCAUCGUCACCAAGAUGACCACAAGUGUGAGAAACUGGAGACGACCAAGCCACGCAUGGCUGCCACGCAGGAACUGGUGCAGAAGAUUGUAGAGUCCAAGAAGGCUUUGCCUCCGAGCAAAGGUCGCAAGGGGGCAAAGAACGCUGCAACCGCAGCCAAGGUGGCUUUGAUGAAACUGAAGCUUCAUGCUGCCGGAGACAAGGGACUGCCACAGACAGAGAGGACAUAUUUCAAUGUUUUGCUACCCAAAGAGGGCAAGGAUGCCAGCCUGCCCAUGUUCUUUUGUACCAAGUGGAGCGUGGGUAAAGUUGUCGACUACGCUGCUUCACUGGCCAGCCUGAAGAACAACAACAACAUACUAACAGCUAAGAAGCUGAGGCUCUGCCAUCCACAGACAGGGGAGGCUCUUAGGAUGGACGACACCCUUCUUUCCCUGCUGGCUCACCCAGAAUCGCCCCUCUACAAUGGGGGCAAUGUGAUUCUAGAGUACUUGGACAACGAUUGUUCAGGCCUGGAGGACACCUCUGCCUACAUCUGACAGUCCUGACUCACAUGUCCGAAAAAUAGUCAGAAUAUUUUUGGAUUAUUUGAAUCAGUGUUUUUUAAAAUUUUAUUUAUGCUAAUAAAGAUUUUCAGAAGACAG
This is a messenger RNA of Esox lucius (northern pike), 928 nucleotides long. RefSeq names its product zinc finger, AN1-type domain 1 (gene zfand1). NCBI's taxonomy places the organism in Eukaryota, Metazoa, Chordata, Actinopteri, Esociformes, Esocidae. Gene Ontology annotation, molecular function: zinc ion binding. Gene Ontology annotation, biological process: cytoplasmic stress granule disassembly. The record is from RefSeq and is marked provisional. Gene Ontology annotation, cellular component: cytoplasm; cytoplasmic stress granule.